This is a messenger RNA of Paramisgurnus dabryanus, 2103 nucleotides long. It is a transcript of the gene synpra, whose product is annotated as synaptoporin a. The record is from RefSeq and is a predicted model, not a curated record. NCBI's taxonomy places the organism in Eukaryota, Metazoa, Chordata, Actinopteri, Cypriniformes, Cobitidae. Gene Ontology annotation, cellular component: synaptic vesicle; synaptic vesicle membrane.
AGAGUCCCUGUAUUUACUUGUGACUCCAGAGCAGAGCACAGGGUUAUGCUUAGAGACCCGCAUUGAAGUGCCAGCCCUCUCCUAUCUCACUCUUCUGAGCUCAUAUUCCCUCCUUCUCCAUCCUGACGAAUAGCUAGAUACAGAGAUACAACAGAAGCUACUUGUUGGAAGACCAUCUUAUGUUUUGAAGCUGGAUAUCUCUUGAUUUUAAAUGUGUAUGGUCAUUUUUGCACCGCUUUUUGCCAUCUUUGCAUUUGCAACAUGUGGAGGUUACUCUGGGCAACUGAGGGUUAGCGUGGACUGCAUCAAUAAGACCGACAGCAACCUCAGUAUCGGCAUCAACUUUGCCUAUCCAUUCAGGUUGAAUCGAGUGGAAUUUGAUGUACCGAUGUGUGAGGGAAGGAGACAAGAGCGGCUGUACCUGAUCGGAGAUUUCUCCUCAUCAGCUGAGUUCUUUGUCACCAUUGCUGUCUUCGCCUUCCUCUACUCGCUUCUGGCCACUGUGGUCUACAUCUUUUAUCAGAACAAGUAUCGUGAGAACAACCGUGGACCUCUCAUUGACUUCGUUGUGACGGUGGUGUUUUCAUUCAUGUGGCUAGUGAGCUCUUCAGCCUGGGCCAAAGGUCUGUCAGAUGUGAAAGCAGCCACUGAUCCAGAUGAGGUGGUUCUGCUCAUGUCGGCUUGUAAGGUGCAGGCCAACAAGUGCAGCUCAGUGUACGGUCCCAGGUGGUCUGGCCUGAACACGUCUGUGGUGUUCGGUUAUUUGAACUUCGUGCUGUGGGCUGGAAACAUCUGGUUUGUAUUUAAAGAGACGGGAUGGCACAAGGGAGGCUCAGCACGGUAUCCCGUUUCAUCCUCAGAAAAACAAGCCACUGCCUUCAACCAACAGGUCUACAGUCAGGGAACCUUUGAUCAAUCAGGAGGUGCUUUUACUGGAACAGGUGACUUUGCACAAUCAGAAUAUAGCCAGGUGGGAAAUUAUGCUUCAAGUGGGCCCAUCUCCUACACCAAUCAGUAAACCCCUCCCCCUCAUCCCUAAAAACAGGGAACCAAAUUCUAAGGGCAAAGUUUAACAAUGAGCACAAGUGAAAGAUGGAGAUUAAUUUAAAUGAUAUAUUUAAAAGCAUAUUUUAUUUCCUAUUAAACAAUAUUAAUAAAGCCUAUUUUUUGUCCUAAAUAUCGUUUGUAAGAAUGAGAGAGAUUUUUGUCUGUACCUGUUUGUAAAUGUUACUAACAAAUUUUGGCAUUUACCACUGAAAUAUCAUUGGUUGUUACAAUGCAUGUGAAGUUAGGAUGUCAACAUGAAGGUUUGCUUUCAUUUUAUUACUGUUGAUGUUUUGGGAUGUUAACUGAUUACUGUUUGUGAGGUUUUCCAGAAUUCAAAUCCCUAAAAUAAUGUCAUGCCGGUGGUUGUUGUAUUUUACUGUAAAAAAAAAAAUCUGUGGUCCAUGUUUAUAUGACUCGCUGAUGUUUGAACUGCAUGAAGUUGUGCCACAUUACGUUAAGUUUAUCUUAGUUCGGGAGGAGCAUGGUCAUGUAAUCCAACCAAUCAGCCAUUCCUCAUCUCUGUCCCGUGACAGUUUUUGAAGCAUCCCUCCUCCACCCCAUCCCCUCACUCUCAGAUAUUACAUCUAUCCCAGUUAAAGGGAGGGGGGGUACACUGGGUUCAGGCUACAAUUCUAUGCUUGGAGCAGCACAGUACGCCAAAUAUGCUUUAUCUCAUUCCCUAUUGAUUACAUGUUAAUGUGAAUUUGUGAAAUGUGUACAUCAUUUAAUUGCUUGAAGUCCAAACAGGGUCGUAUUGUCUAUUCUGUGACUUGAAUUAUGAUCACAAGGUGAUUUAAUUGAAAGGAGUUGAUCGUUGAUUUCCCUGCUCUUAUUUUUUCUCAUAUAUGUUUCUUUUAUAAUGCAUGUUGUAUUGAUCACAACGGAGAAGAAAAAAACAUUGUUAUUCUGAUUGCUGUCGCGUUUUAAUGUAAACUGGUUUUCUGUCUUGAUAUAUUUGCAUUUUCAGCUUUGGGUGUGAAUGCUUUAAUGCAUUUUGUGCAAGGACAAUAAAAUAUUGUGCAUUCCUUUACACUAAAGUAAUUGGGCUGUUUCAUG